CUUAAUCACAAUACAAGACUUUGAUAUUUACAGGAAGAAGGUAGUGUACGCGGUGCGCUUGAGGAAUCAGGAAAGGAAAGCUGCAUAAACGGUUGUACUGACUUCUACAGCUUGCACACUUCCAUUUAAAAAUUUCGUUAGCACCUAGAAGUUAUGGGGCAACCAGCUUCUGUCAAGCGCCGGAAAAGGAAGGUGGGCAGCUUCCAAGUGCUAAAAAACCGUAAGCGGGUCACAAGACGCAAAAGACAUCAAAAGACCAGUGGUCUGCCUCAGAUUGGUCUGGAAGCUGGAACCGGAGGCCAGUGUUUAAUGACCCGUGUCGAGCAAGGGGGUCUUGUCGCAAACCUAAAAACGCAUUUUAAGCCAGACAAGAAGAUGUUUAUUGAAGGCAUGGGAGAGCGGCUAACUAAGAAGCCGCAGCCCCAGCCAGAGAAGAGCACAGAUAACAGACUUGUGGAGAACGUCAAUGAAUUGAGAACCAAAGCCAAGGCAAAAGUGUUGGCGCGUCGUGGGGUUGUUAUGUCUAAACCCCUGGUGAAGCGCCUGGAAUAUUUCCUGGACAGAUACGGCGAGGACUAUAAGGCAAUGACGCUGGACCCAAUGAACUACGACCAGUGGACCGAGAGGCAACUUAGGGUUAAAGUUGCGAACUUCAAACAAACGUCUUUCCAGUUUGCCGAGUAUCUCAAGGACCGAGGCUUGCUGCAGCCCCACCUAAUUAGUCCUAAUACGACUGACGAUGCUGAAAUGACUGAAGAAAAUUCCUCAGCGGAAGCCAUCAAAAAGUUUGAGAAGAAAGUCGCUGCGCUGCGUAGAUCGGAGGCCAAAUUCACCGAGCGUAUAACGGCCAAAACCCCUGCACCCGCUCUCAUCCGUGAACUCCCGCCUCAGUCUGAUGACGAAGGAGAGGAAGAAGAAACUGAUGAGGAAGAGCUAGAAACGUGUGUAGAACAAACAACCAUUAAUAAACCCGGCAAGAAAAGUAACCAGAAACGCCGCCAGAGAAAGAAAGAGGCAAAACAGGCUAAAUUAAAAAGACUGCAAAAAAUUGUAAGAAAAUCUGUUUGAUUACAGGGUUGUUUCAUUACCGGACACGUCUUAGUAUGGUGAUUGUUCAUUAAUUUAUAAUAAAAGCUUACUCGUUGUGCACUUUUA
This is a messenger RNA of Hyalella azteca, 1155 nucleotides long. RefSeq lists its product as uncharacterized. The coding region runs from base 154 to 1068 and encodes 304 amino acids. The record is from RefSeq and is a predicted model, not a curated record. The transcript is spliced from 7 exons. Gene Ontology annotation, biological process: ribosomal large subunit biogenesis. Gene Ontology annotation, cellular component: nucleolus. Lineage: Eukaryota; Metazoa; Arthropoda; Malacostraca; Amphipoda; Hyalellidae.